Molecule: messenger RNA, 1453 nt
Organism: Spinacia oleracea (spinach)
Lineage: Eukaryota; Viridiplantae; Streptophyta; Magnoliopsida; Caryophyllales; Amaranthaceae
Exons: 1
Coding region: 138-1058 (306 amino acids)
Source: RefSeq, a predicted model, not a curated record
UCUUAUCUUUCUAACCAUAACCAAGUCAGCAACCAACCAAGACUAUUUCCCCCUCACUCAAUUAUAUAAACCUCAUCUUCUCCACAUUUCUUCCAUUCUUUCUCAAAUUCACCAUUUCCUCUCUUUCUGGAAAAACAAUGGAAAUCCCUGUAAUUAAUUUCGAAGCAGGCAUAAACUCCUUCCAUAAUCCUUCAUUAAUUUAUCGAGUUAUCUCGAAUUUCGAGCUCGGAAAAUUAACAUAUUAUUCUAAUCGAAUGUGGAAAUGGGGAGCUCUUUUUCUGGCAUUGGUAUACGCUUUUAGUAGCAUUGUUAACAAAAUCAAGUUAUUAGUUCUUUAUUAUCAUAAUAAAUCCAAAUCUUUAUUAGCUGCUUCAGAGCCUUUGUUAUCUUCGUUAUACGAUGAGUUUGGUAGCGAUACAGAUAGCGAUUAUGAUCAAAACGACGAGGUUUGCUCCUCUUGUGAUUCUUCCUCAGACGACGACGACGACGAAGAUGACGAAAUAGAAAUAGAAGACGACGAUUUCAAUGUGAAAGGUAGUAGUAAUUUCAGUGAAAUCUCCAGGCGAAAGGGUAAAUUCAAGCUCAUGCGUCGGAAACGAAGCUUCGUCGAUACUUUCUCGUUGUCGGAUCUCGUUAAUGGAAACGGCGUUGUUAAGCUGUGGGAUGGAUUAGGUUUAGGUGUUGUCGAUGUUGAUAAUGCGUUUUCUUUUUUGGAUUCUGAUCAUUAUCAGAAUCAAGAUUUUAUUAGUAGCUCGAUUUUCGGUGGGAUUCCGGCGGUGUCGACGUCUCCUGCGGUGUUUAUCUCCGCCGGAAGCGACGGCGGGAAGCUGGGAUUGGAUAUUUGGGAUCUGAGAACCGGUGGUGAAUCGCCGGUGGUUCGUUCACAUUGGCGGUCAGGCCGGCGAGGAGAGAUUAUGGGGAUGGAUUCCGGUCGAACCGGGAAAGUGUACGUCAGAAAUGACGACACAAUGACGUUAGCAGUUGGUGAUGUGAGGAAGGUGGAUGCGCCGUUAACGGAGGAAUGCGAGGAGGAGAUGUGGUGGGAUGCUGACGAGUGACGGCGUUAACGGAACCGUGUGAAAUUGGUAAACUCUCGAAGGUGGUGGUUGACAGCUGGAAUUUCAAAGUAAAGAAAUUAAACAUGUGUUGAAAAUGAAUAGAUGAUUACUACUCCUUCGGUCUCGUUUUACAAAUUUAAUUUAAUUACUUUUUGUGAAGGUAUUUUUAAAUUAAAUGGAACAAGAAAAAUGAGGCGGAUAUGUUUUGAUUCGAAUGAUUUGUUUCCAAAUCGAUGUAUUACUAUUAGUAGUAAAUUAAGUUGAAUAAUUUGUUGUAGAUUAGGGAAGAAGAGGGAGUUGUAAAAAUGAUGAACUCUUUGUGCACUUUUGCUUUGUAUAAAUACGUACAAGGAAUGUAUUCUUUUUAAAUUUGGAAAAAUCCUCAUUUGUGAUUA